AUAGCAUAGCUAAGAUGGCUAAUAUGCUCCUCUUCCGAUGCUCACCUUCUUCACUAGCACCGUUGCAACCCGGUCUCGUGCUACUAAGACCUCCAAGUGGUGCCAAAGCCAGGAGAAAUCUACGUUGCUGUGCGAGUACUCAAGUCACAGAGCUGAUGACUGCCCGGCGCUCAGCUAGUUACCAUCCAGGCAUUUGGGAUGAAGAUUUCAUCCACUCGUUAACUGGUGAUUAUAAGGGCUACACAUGCUUGGAACGAGUAGAGGAGCUAAAGGGAGACGUGAGGCGUACUUUGCAAGAAGCGGUUGAGCUGUUGGAUCAGCUUGAGCUGGUUGAUUGUAUCCAACUUCUUGGAGUGGGUUAUCAUUUUGAUAAGGAAAUCAAUGAAAUUCUAAAAAUGAUCUUGACAGAGCCCAACAACGCGGGUUUGAUUGAAGGGGAUCUCUAUGCUACAGCUUUAUGCUUUAGGCUGCUUGGGCAACAUGAAUAUGAAGUCCCACAAAGUGUUUUUAAUAGGUUCAUGGAUGAUUCAAGUAGUUUCAAGGCAAGCCUUUGCGAUGAUGUGAAAGGCAUGUUGAGCUUGUAUGAAGCUUCGUACCUUGCUUUAGAAGGCGAAACUGCCUUGGAUGAGGCCCAGGCUUUCACGUAUAGACAUCUCAAGGAUCUCAAAGGGAAUAUAGACUCAAACCUUAAAAGCUUAGUAGAGCAUGCAUUGGAACAUCCCUUGCAUUGGAGGAUGCUAAGAUUAGAGGCUAGUUGGUACAUUGACACAUAUGAGAGAAUGGAGGAUAUGAAUCCUCUUUUGCUUGAACUGGCUAAGCUGGAUUUCAACAUUGUUCAAACUGUAUACCAGGGACAAAUCAGAAAAAUGUCUAGGUGGUGGACGGACCUAGGGCUGGGACAGAAGUUAGGUUUUGCUAGAGACCGUCUGAUGGAGUGCUACGUAUGGACUAUUGGAGUGAAGUUUGAACCUCAGUUUGAACAAUGCAGGGACGUUCUUACAAAAAUCAAUCAAUUGAUAACAACUAUUGAUGAUGUUUAUAAUGUCUAUGGUUCGCUGGAGGAACUGGAACUAUUUACAAAGGCCGUUGAUAGGUGGGACACUAAUGCCAUGGAAGGGCUACCAGAAUACAUGAAGAUUUGCUUUUUAGCCCUCAACAACACUGUGAAUGAAAUUGCUUAUGACACACUAAAGGAACAAGGCUUGAAUGUCAUUCCAUACUUACAAAAAUCAGAUGAGCUCGAGAGAGGAGAUGUGCCUAAAUCUAUACAGUGUUAUAUGCAUGAAAAUGGUGCUUCAGAAGUUGUUGCACGGGAACAGAUGAGGGCUCGUAUUAGUGACAUAUGGAAGAAGAUGAACAAAGACGUCGCACUUUCUCCGAUGCCUCAGCCAUUUAAAGGUGCUGCUGUAAAUCUUGCACGGAUGGCCCAAUGCGUGUACCAAUACGGCGAUGGGUUUGGUAUUCCAGAUUAUGAGAGCAAGGAUCGUAUCUUGUCACCUAUGGUGGAACCUAUUCAAUUAAUGGAGAGCUAAUACCUCUUAAUUAAUGCUUACAUGAGAUUAGUUAUUAUGGGUGGAUUUGUAUAUCAUUCAAUAAAUAGCUUUUUAACUAAUGUGAAGUUUAUAAGUUAUUUUCUUUUACUUAGGUAGGCACCAUAUUGUAAAAGUGACUUGAUAGAAGUUGUUUAUUCCAAUAAAUUUUUAUAUUCUGCUUUUCAACCUU
Messenger RNA from Magnolia sinica, 1722 nucleotides. RefSeq names its product alpha-terpineol synthase, chloroplastic-like. Gene Ontology annotation, molecular function: magnesium ion binding; terpene synthase activity. Gene Ontology annotation, biological process: diterpenoid biosynthetic process. Lineage: Eukaryota; Viridiplantae; Streptophyta; Magnoliopsida; Magnoliales; Magnoliaceae. The record is from RefSeq and is a predicted model, not a curated record. Bases 15 to 1532 code for a protein of 505 amino acids. The transcript has 6 exons.